AUCUCAAAAAUAUCUCAAUUCCUCUGAAAUAUUUUACGAUAUCUUUUUACAAUAUAAUUUUUUUUUUACGAAAUUUAAUAAUAUAACACAAUAUGUCAUCUCUUGAAGACGGAAAAAUUGGUGAACAAAAAUAUACUCCACCAAAAAUCGCCAAUCCCGCUCCACUUGGUUUAUGUGGUUUCGCUUUGACAACAUUUGUAUUAUCGAUUCAUAAUGCUGGAUCUCCAAAUGUACAGUCUGCAGAUAUUGUAACAGGAUUGGCCUUCUUUUAUGGUGGUUUGGCACAAUUAUUAGCAGGAAUGUGGGAAUUUAAAACUGGAAAUACCUUUGGUGCUACUGCCUUUUCUUCUUAUGGUGCUUUUUGGCUCUCCUUUGGUGCCAUUCUCACUAUUAAACCCGCUGGCCCCGUUGAUCCUAUUGCUUCUGCUCAUGCUGUCGGAAUAUUUUUAUUGGGAUGGACAAUUUUUACUUUCAUCUUAUUUUUGGCAACAUUCCGAUCAAGUGUGGGAAUUAUGUCAUUGUUCUUUUUCUUAACAAUGACUUUCCUCUUACUUACAUUAGGAAAAUUCUUCCAACUUGAUCAAACUCCAGUAAAUGGAAUAACAAAAGCUGGCGGUGUAUUUGGUGUGAUCACUGCUUUGAUCGCUUGGUAUAAUGCUUUAGCCGGUUUACUUACCCCUGAAACUUCUUAUUUCACUUUACCCACUAUUAGUUUAAAUCGUAAAAAUAAUUAGAAUAAUAUGAAUAAUAUAUAAAGAAAAGAAAAAAAAAAUUAAUAAUGUAAUAUUAUGUAAUAAUAAUUUUUUUUUCGUAAUGAUCGUAAUGAUGAAAUGUGAAUAAUUUUUUCUUUUUUUUUUUUUCUUUGUGUAAGCAGUAAAAUUUUUUUUAGGUUUUUUGGUACUGCUGUUGUAUCUCAUUGUGCUAUUUUUAUGGUUUUUUUUUUUUAUAUAAUACUUUAUAUAAUAUAUUAUUAAUGUAUAACACAUACGCAUAUAAAUUUAUAUCUCAAUCAAAUAAAUUAGGAAAUGAGUUUUU
This is a messenger RNA of Rhizophagus irregularis DAOM 181602=DAOM 197198, 1035 nucleotides long. RefSeq lists its product as uncharacterized. Gene Ontology annotation, cellular component: plasma membrane. The record is from RefSeq and is a predicted model, not a curated record. NCBI's taxonomy places the organism in Eukaryota, Fungi, Glomeromycota, Glomeromycetes, Glomerales, Glomeraceae. Gene Ontology annotation, molecular function: acetate transmembrane transporter activity.